AUGGUGAACAUUUUUCAACGAUUUCUGAAACGAGCGCCGAGCUCAAGUGCACCACCUGUCGCCGGAUCAGGAACACAAAAUGAACAGUCGCAUGCUCUACACAGAACAACGAGUGCCAACUCUGCAAAACGAAGUCGACCUCAUGAUCUUCCCGCUGAAAACCCAGUACCGCGACACCUUAUCUUGAUAUCUGAUACACCAGAAUUCGAUCCGGAGAUCAUUCGGCGGUUCCAAGCGGAGGCAUUUCAAGUGCAGUAUUUACCGUUCAUAUCCACUGGAGAACUAGAGAGGGACCGCAAGAAUUUAGAAUAUGCAGUACAUGAGAAGGAAGAUGAUUUGGAAGCAGGGGAAAGGUUUGCGAUUGUGGCAUACAAUUGGCCUGCAUAUUGCCUUCUUGCAUCUCAUCAUCUAAUAGCAAGCAAUACCAAUCCAUUCCCUCGGCUCUGCGCUCUAAUCGCAUAUCAUCCUCUCUCUUCGAUGAAACCACAAAAACCAAAGAAGUAUAUCGAUGGGCAAGAAACAUGCGUACCAGCCUGCUCCGAUACCGAGAACAUCUUCAAACCAGGUCCAUCGGCAAAUUUACUUCCUAUCCAGAUCCAUCUACCUGGCCAAAAGCCCAAUGCCUGUGCAUUCUGGCCAUGGAUUGCAUUAAGUGCUUCCGAAGGCGAUGUGACGUACAAAAAGCGACAUCGGUGUCAUGUUUUUGGUUACCCUGAUUCUCCAAAUGGGUUCAGUGAGCAAAACCCAUCAACUCGGAGUCCGAAAAAUAAGAGAAAAAGCGAAGAGAACUCUGGAACACAUAUCAGUUCCUCAGUCGCGUGGAGCCGGACAUUGGGGUGCUUGAGACGCGCAUUUGGAGCUGGAUGUAACUGGCCUGCUGUUGCCAUUGAGACAGUUUGGGAAGAAUAUUGGCAGCACUUACUGACGGAUCUGGAUAUUGCCAAGGGAUUAGACGAGGAUAAUUCUGCGUCUUGGUCUGUGAUGCAAAUUCUGGGUGGUCAUCGUGAUAUGCAAGAUGAAGAGGGAAUUUCUCUCGAGUGUAUUCCUACGCAAGCAGGAGGCUCAGAUCCCCAGUCUCUCAGGGAUUUCUUCAAAAAUACCUAUAUCCCUUCUGGCCCUACAGAUCAGCAUAUUCGACUCCUCUCUAGAACUGUGGGUACUGAUCGUAUUGUGGACGAGAUAUCGUUUUCAUUCCACCAUACCGCCGAUGUUCCGUGGCUUUUACCUGGUGUUUCACCUACGAACCGUGAUAUUUCGGUAGUCGUCGUUGUGGUGGCCACUUUCCGUGCAGAUCGCAUUGUGAAUCAGAAGCUUUAUUGGGAUCAAGCAGAUGUGCUGGUGCAGGCUGGGAUUCUGGAUUCAGCCCUUGUACCUAAGAUGAAGGCAAUUGUAUAG
This is a messenger RNA of Penicillium angulare, 1395 nucleotides long. RefSeq names its product dienelactone hydrolase. The transcript has 3 exons. NCBI's taxonomy places the organism in Eukaryota, Fungi, Ascomycota, Eurotiomycetes, Eurotiales, Aspergillaceae. Bases 1 to 1395 code for a protein of 464 amino acids. The record is from RefSeq and is a predicted model, not a curated record. Gene Ontology annotation, biological process: polyketide metabolic process.